This is a messenger RNA of Medioppia subpectinata, 2010 nucleotides long. NCBI's taxonomy places the organism in Eukaryota, Metazoa, Arthropoda, Arachnida, Sarcoptiformes, Oppiidae. The record is from the annotation of a GenBank genome assembly.
UGUUUGGACACGUUUUUGCGAGGCAUUGAUUGGACGAGUGAUGCAAUUGUUGUUGUCUUUGCGUAAACUAUUAAAUUAGAGACCAAUUUAGUGAUCGAUUCACAUAAUGCCCACAAUUAACGUCAAUCGGGACCAACUGUUCAGACUCUUGGACACACAGUUCACUGAGGAAGAAUUUGAUAACUUGUGCUUCGAGUUUGGCAUAGAUUUGGACACACAGUUCACUGAGGAAGAAUUUGAUAACUUGUGCUUCGAGUUUGGCAUAGAGUUGGAUGAAGUGACAUCAGAGAAGCAAAUAAAGAGCAAAGAGCAGGGAAUGGACCGCUCGAAAGGCGCUUCAGAGGACGUGUUAUAUCGGAUUGAAAUACCAGCCAAUCGUUAUGAUUUGCUGUGUAUUGAAGGUCUGGUUCGGGCGCUUCUUAUAUUCCUCGGAAAGGCUGAAAUACCCGAAUAUCGGUCCGUUGAGCCCCCGAAGGGAAAGUUACAACAGCUUAUAGUCCUUCCAAAUACAAUGCAAGUGCGUCCCUAUGCUGUGGCAGCUAUUCUUCGAGGCAUUCAUUUCACUCAAGAAAUAUACGAAAGUUUCAUUGAUCUGCAGGAAAAACUUCACCAAAAUCUUUGCAGAAAGCGAUCACUUGUAGCGAUUGGUGCUCACGAUUUGGACACAAUUAAGGGUCCCUUCUUUUACGACGCGAGAGUUCCCAAUGAUAUCAAAUUCAGACCUUUGAAACAGACCAAAGAAUACACGGCCACAGAACUCAUGGAUUUAUAUUCUACUGACGAUCACUUGAAACCAUUUCUGCAUAUAAUAAAAGACAGUCCCGUCUAUCCCGUAAUCUAUGACCAAAACAAUGUCGUGCUAUCAAUGCCUCCCAUUAUAAACGGCGAUUUCAGUAAAAUAACGCUCAAAACUAAGAAUAUCUUCAUUGAAAUGACUGCAACGGACUUACAUAAAGCUCAACUAGUUUUGGAUACAUUUGUCUCAAUGUUCAGUGAAUACUGUGAGCAAAAGUUUACUGUUGAAAGUGUUGAAGUGACCCAAUCGGACACAUCUCGGGCUUUAUUACCAGCAUUGAAAUAUCGAGAGGAAACUGUUUCAGUUGAUUACAUAAACACAAAUUUGGGCAUUAAACAAAAUGCUCAACAGAUUAGCAGAUUAAUACAACGAAUGAGUUUAGGCGCUGAAGUAUUGUCGGAUCAGUUGAUUAAAGUGCGAAUCCCUCCUAUCCGUCAGGAUAUACUUCACGCUUGCGAUAUAUUAGAAGACGUGGGAAUCGCUUACGGAUAUAAUAACAUCGAGUUCACUGUUCCCAAAACCCAAACCAUUGGUCAGCAGUUUUUCAUAAACAAAGUGACCGAUCAGUUGAGAUACGAGAUCGCGAGAUGUGGUUAUACAGAGAUCCUUACAUUUUCUCUUUGCUCUCGCGAUGACAUCGGAGAGAAAAUGAGACGAAAGGAUUCCCUCUCGAAAGCGGUUCACAUAUCGAACCCCAAAACGUAUGACUUUCAAGUCGGACGCACUUCACUAUUGCCAGGACUUCUCAAAACCGUUUACUCUAACAAAAAUAUUCCUCUUCCGCUCAAACUCUUUGAAAUUUCUGAUGUUAUUCUUAAAGACGGUUCUGAAGAAGUGGGCGCUAAGAAUGAGCGCUAUUUGUCUGCUAUUCAUUACAACAAAAACCCUGGUUUUGAGAUAAUUCAUGGAUUGUUGGACAGAAUUCUACAAGUUUUGGAAAUUCCCUUUUCUGCCAAUAAGGGCGGCGCCGGAUAUUUCAUAAGAGCUGCAAAUGAUUGCCGUUUUCUGACGGGUCGUUGUGCGGAGAUUGUGGUCAACGACAAAGUGGUUGGAGUAAUGGGUGUUUUGCACCCGCAAGUGAUCACUAAUUUCGAUCUGUCGCAGCCCUGCUCUGCACUCGAAUUGUCUCUUCAGACUCUUAUUUCCAAUCAAUAAUACAAUUAUUUAUUUACAAUAUUUUGAAUAAAAACAAAAUAAACUUAUUAUGAAAAGAA